AUGCAGAAGAGGUUCAGCAAGGUGGAGCAUAUUGAGAAGCUUGCUGAUGCAACUUGUUUGGACCCAAGGUUCAAAAAGCAAGCUUUUGUUAACAGCAAGGCUGCAGAGGACACUGUGAAGAGAAUCACAGCUGCUGCAGCACACAACCACCCCAGUCACAGUGAGGAGGAGGAGUCUCAAAAUCCCUCUGUGGCUGCCAGCACAGGGGCCAUGUUUUGGGAAGACUUCGAUGAGAGGGUUGCAAGCACCAGGGCUUCCACUUCCUCAGAUUCUGCCACAUCGAGCACCUCAACUGCUGCCAUGAUGGAGAUGCGGGCCUACUUGGCAGAGCCACUCCUAUCCCGCUCAUCAGAUCCUCUGGCAUGGUGGAGGAUGUGCUCGCCCGUAUUCAAAACUCUGUGUGAGGUGAUGAAAACUAGACUGUGCAUUGUGGCCACAUCUGUGCCCUCUGAGAGAGUUUUCUCAAAGACUGGGCAGAUAAUCACAGACAGACGGAACAGGCUCAGCCCCUCCAAGGUCCGCCAGCUUGUGUUUCUAAAUGCCAACUUGCCUUAA
Molecule: messenger RNA, 555 nt
Organism: Knipowitschia caucasica
Lineage: Eukaryota; Metazoa; Chordata; Actinopteri; Gobiiformes; Gobiidae
Source: the annotation of a GenBank genome assembly